UGAGGGAAACCCUUUUCCUAUUAAAAAAAACCUACUAUAAUUUGAGAAUUGGGCAGUGGGCACAUCAGCCACUAACAUUAUUAAAGAAACUCCAAUCCAACUCCAACGACAAAAGUCUGAAAACUCAAUUUCAUCAACCAAAUUUGAGCUGAGCUGAUAUUUCACACUGAAACACUAGCAGUAAAAAAGAAUGUGGCUUAAGGUUCUAUAUGUACUCUUAAUCUAUCAGAUAUUCAGGCGUUUUUUGUACGAUGAUUCUGUUUUAGAAGCUGAAAGAAACGACACCAACGCUAAAUUUCCGAUCUCUGCCGGAAUCUAUCGUAGAUUCAGGCGAUUUUUAUACGCUGAUGAUGAUAUUUUAGAAGAUCAAACGAGUGACACCGACGCUAAGUUUCUGGUCGGAGAGAGAGCUGAGAAAGUAUAUGGGGGGAAAUUAUAUUUGGGACUUCGAAUUCCUGAUCAUGAUACUGGUUCUAGACAAAACAUUGAUAUGGUUGUUGUCACCAAAGAGAAAAUAGUGGUGAUCCAUGUUAAGAACUUUUCUGGGCAUGUAAAGAUUGAUUCAGAUGGUAGAUGGAUUUGUGCUGGAGGAGAAAAACAACCAAAAGUAGAGAAUCAUCCAAAUCCUGUGGUGGAGGCUAAAAGGCAAGUUGAAGUACUUGAAUCAUACUUUGAACAAAGAGGAGUUGAACUGCCAAAUGGAUAUGUAACUUAUAGAGUCGUACUUUCAAACCCCAGCUGCAGGGCUCUUCCUUUCGUGGAUUUCCCACCAGAGGUUGUCCCCUUUGAUCAAUUGAUAACGCCUCAGCCAGAAACCAAAGGUGUGUUUACUGGUUGGAAUUGUCGGAUUAAGGAUGCAUUUCGUGGAGGAAAGAAAGAAGAACAAGAUAGGAUCAAUCGGUUCAAUCAGCAGCUGCAUUUUGUUCUAAGCACAGCUCCGAUGUGGGAUAGGUUGGAGCUGGAGGGAAAUAAACAUCUUCUUGGAGAAUUCCUUAGAUUUGAAGGAAAGGAUGUACUGGCUUUGAGACAGAUUAAGAGAUCCAAAGUUAGUCGAUUGGUUAUCCAAAAGUCAUCGAUGUUUGGCUUCGGUUGUUCAGAGUUCCAAGUGCUGUACUCAGCCCGAGAUUAUCGAAGUCAGGGGGCUUCAGGUUCUAAAUGGAAGGAAGUAACAGUGAAAUCAAGUAUAGAAGUGCUUUUUCAACAACAGAAUUCUAUUAAAGUUCGCAAGUUCAAACUUUCUUCGAUCAUCUCUAUGUCACUGACUGCAUGAAAAAUGUACUUCCAGUUGACAGAUGCAUACAGUACAGAGCCUUGUAAGGUAAAAGCCAUUGUGGUUUUUUUGAUCUUAAAAAUUACGGUGUUCUAUGUAUAUAUACGGAUUUCGUCACAUUUGCACCGAAGCUCAAGUUAUGUUGAUUGCAUUAUCUGCUCCCCAUCA
Molecule: messenger RNA, 1438 nt
Organism: Papaver somniferum (opium poppy)
Lineage: Eukaryota; Viridiplantae; Streptophyta; Magnoliopsida; Ranunculales; Papaveraceae
Exons: 7
Coding region: 191-1270 (359 amino acids)
Source: RefSeq, a predicted model, not a curated record